UCUUCUCAGUGUGGAACUCUGAAACAACAGAGCAACAGAGGAGGACCGCAUGGCAUACAAGCUGGACCAUGGCCAAUAAAAAUCCAUUAACUUCUACUCUGUAUUCCACCUUGAGUUACGAGACUACAACAGCAGCAAAGAACUGUGCCAUAGAGCACCAGCUAGAUAAACAUUUGUUUCCUGCUCUUUACAGCAUUCUGGUUAUCAUCAGCAUUCCUACCAAUACUGCAUCUCUUUAUGUAUCCUGUUGCCAGGUGAAGAAAAAAAAUGAACUGGGAAUCUAUCUCUUCAGUUUAUCUUUAGCUGAUCUACUAUACACCCUAACCCUGCCUCUAUGGAUUUAUUAUGCUCAGAAUGACGACAACUGGACUCUUCACAGACACCUUUGCACGGCCUCAGCUUUCCUCAAAUACCUGAAUUAUUACACCAGUUCAGGAUUUCUCACCUGCAUUUCCAUUGAUAGGUACUUAGCUGUGGUUCACCCACUAAGAUUCCAUUAUCUACGUACAAGAAGAUUCGCCUUCCUUGUUGCUAUUAUGGUUUGGGUCUUUGAAAUAAUAUCAAACUCUCAGGUUCUAUAUAACGACGACACAUUUACAGAAUUUUCUAAUGACAGUAACCAUUCAAAACAUACUCUUUGUUAUGAUACAUACCCUCUAAAAAGUUGGCAAGCCAAAUUAAACGUUUACCGGGUCUGUUUGGGAUAUGCAAUCCCUUUGCUAAUAAUGAUGUUCUGUUACCAAAAGAUAUAUCAAGCAGUGAAAAAUAAUCAAGCCACAGAGGAUAAGGACAAAAAGAAAAUCAAGGACUUACUGCUGACCAUUAUCAUUACUUUUAUUUUAUGCUUCACUCCCUAUCACAUUGUGCUGCUUAUUCGUAGUAUCUAUGAGCCAAACAAUUGUUCCUAUGCUAGGAAAAUGUAUGAGCCCUAUAGAAUUACAACUGCAUUGACGAGUUUAAAUUGUAUACUUGACCCAAUACUUUACUGUUUUGCAAGUGAAACUGGAAGAACAGAUGUUCAGAACAUGGUCAGGGGGUGGUGUUUUUCUGUCAGCCCUAAUGAUGUACAACAGUCACAAAGCAUUGCCUUGUCCAGCAGUUCACAGGGCAGAACUGGAAAAGUUCCAGAAUCAGCAACUUUUCUGUAGGUUUUGAUACAACAGAGGGCUAAACUUGACAAAUGUGGGUAAGGAGGUCUCCUUCUCCCCAUAUGGUUGGGUUCUUCAAGGCAGGCAACAGAAGAAUCUUCAGAUUCAAGAAAGGGCUGCUAUUACAAUUUGGCAAUUCUAUUGUCAGACAGCCCCUGUAUCCUGCUUCUCCUUCUGCACCUUCUCUUUGGGGAAAAGAGUCUGGUACUGUGUCAUCAAAUGCCAGGGUCAGACUCCCAUAAACUCACCCAUAUAUCCCUAAUCUCGUCCAUUCUAUUUUUUGAUGCAUUUAAUUGAAAUAAGUAUCUUUGGGAGCCAAUCUCAUUCUAACAGUAGGGUGUACAUGGAUUUAGUUUCACUCAGAGUUACCGAGGAAGGUAUAAGAUGGUCAAUAAGCAGGAAGGCAACAAUUUUAUGCCCUACUUUAUUUGCACA
This is a messenger RNA of Eublepharis macularius, 1583 nucleotides long. It is a transcript of the gene GPR65, whose product is annotated as G protein-coupled receptor 65. Gene Ontology annotation, cellular component: membrane. The record is from RefSeq and is a predicted model, not a curated record. NCBI's taxonomy places the organism in Eukaryota, Metazoa, Chordata, Lepidosauria, Squamata, Eublepharidae. The coding region runs from base 69 to 1148 and encodes 359 amino acids. Gene Ontology annotation, biological process: G protein-coupled receptor signaling pathway. Gene Ontology annotation, molecular function: G protein-coupled receptor activity. The transcript has 2 exons.